AAACCGCCGUCAUGCCUCACUCGUACGGUCUGCGCGCCGGCACUCGGUAUGCCUUCAGCCGUGGCUUCAAGGAGAGCGGUAUGAUCCGCCUCUCUACCUACAUGAAGACCUACCGUGUUGGUGAUAUUGUUGAUCUUAAGGUCAACGGUGCCGUCCAGAAGGGUAUGCCCCACAAGGUCUACCACGGUAAGACCGGUGUCGUCUACAACGUCACCAAGUCCUCCGUCGGUGUCAUCCUCUACAAGAAGGUCAACAACCGCUACCUCGAGAAGCGCAUCAGCGUCCGCAUCGAGCACGUCCAGCACUCCCGCUCCCGCGAGGACUUCAUCAAGCGUGUCAAGGAGAACGCCAUCAAGAAGCGUGAGGCCAAGGAGAACGGUGUCCACGUUCACCUUAAGCGCCAGGCCGUUGGUCCCCGUGAGGGCCACUUCGUCAAGCAGGCUGGCAACAAGCCCGAGACCGUCGUCCCCAUCGCCUACGAUACCCACAUUUAA
Molecule: messenger RNA, 494 nt
Organism: Penicillium paradoxum
Lineage: Eukaryota; Fungi; Ascomycota; Eurotiomycetes; Eurotiales; Aspergillaceae
Product: 60S ribosomal protein eL21
Exons: 4
Coding region: 12-494 (160 amino acids)
Biological process (GO): translation
Cellular component (GO): ribosome; cytosolic large ribosomal subunit
Molecular function (GO): structural constituent of ribosome
Source: RefSeq, a predicted model, not a curated record